AUGGCCUCAUCAGACCCCAAAGCUGAAGCUCACUUCAACGUCGUCGUUGACGAUUACGAUGCCAAAUCCAUGUCGGACUUCUCAACGACCACGGAGUCGCCAGGGGCCGGGCAGCAUUCGUCCGCCGCUAGGUUCAAGGCCAUCCAAGACUCAAUAUGGCUCUCGCAACAGUCGGCCAGCUCAGUCAAGGCCCAGGAGCGCGCAAGGAGCGGCAUGACGACGGAAAAACGAAUGACCUUUUUCGAUUGCCUCCGUUGUUAUCCCAAGGCCGUGGGCUGGUCGCUGCUACUAAUCGCGACAGUCAUCAUGGAGGCAUACGACAAGUUGCUCAUCACGGGCCUCUUUGCCUUGCCAACCUUUACCCGGAAAUAUGGAGACCCUUUACAGUCGUCCGGCACAGCUAUCGAAUCCGAAAUCUCACCGACAUGGCAAAUGGCCCUCCAAAAUGCAUCCAUUCUUGCCGAAAUAGUGGGAUUGUUCGCAUUCGGAUUCGUUGCCUCCAUUACCGGUUACCGGCCCAUCAUGUUUAUAUGCCUUGCUUGGAUCUGUCUUGCGGUAUUCCCUGCCGUGUUCGCCGACAAUCUCGAAACUCUGCUGGCGUCUCAGGUCUUGUUGGGGAUCCCAUGGGGUGUCAUACAGACUCUGGCGGCAACGUAUGCCGCCGAAGUUGUACCCUCGCUUCUACGCGCCUUCGUCUUGAGCAAUACAAACACCUGCUGGCUCAUCGGGCAGCUCAUCGGCACCGGGAUCCUCCGCGUUUCCAGCCGUGAGACGACAGAGUGGUCGUUUCGCUUUCCAUUCGCGUUGCAGUGGGCUUGGGCCUUGCCGCUGCUCGUCGGCGUCUACUUUGCUCCCGAAAGUCCAUGGUGGUUCAUACGCCACGAUAAGCCAGAAUAUGCCCGUCAUGCCCUCAGGCGCCUUUCCGACCAAGACGAACUCGACAUUGACAACGCCAUAGCCCUCAUGGCGCACACAAACACCGUCGAGAAAGCACUACAGUACGACGGAACUACAUAUUUCGACUUGUUCAAAGGCACGAACCGCCGCAGGACUGAGAUAGCAUGCAUGGCAUGGGUGUGCCAAGCCCUCUCCGGCGCCACGCUGACCAGUUACGGGCCGUACUUCUUCGAGCAGGCUGGAUUCAAUUUUUCGACUUCCUUUACGUUUUCGACCAUCAUGUACGGCGUCGCAGUUCUCGGGGCUAUACUAUCCUGGGCUUUUAUUCCAUACGCAGGCCGACGAACGCUUUACCUCGCCGGCUUGUCCUCAGCAGUUGUGCUCCUAACCACUGGAGGCAUCAUUUCUGUGGUCUUGACCGGGAAUGAGGGUCCCAGCUGGGCCCUGGGUGGCCUGAUCGUGGCGACGACCUUGUCUUACAACCUCACCAUCGGUCCGGUGUGCUAUGUCCUCGUGGCCGAGGUCCCUGCAACGCGACUUCGGCUCAAAACGGUGGCGCUUGCCAGAAUCGCGUACAACCUAGUCACCAUCAUCAACAAUAUCCUAGCCCCCAAAAUGCUCAAUCCGACUGCGUGGAACCUCGGCGGUAAAGCCUGUUUCGUGUACGCAACCACCGCUCUGCUUUGCCUCGUAUGGUGCUACUUUCGAUUGCCCGAGACCAAGAAGCUUUCCUACCUCGAACUAGACAUCCUCUUUGAGCUCAAGGCUCCGGCACCAAAGUUUAAACAGCUUCAAAAGAAGCUUGAUGAUUCUCCUUACGUCUCCGCAACUGAGGAGGAGCGACGGACGAAUCCUUGGCAUGGAUGGCUAGCAUAUUCCUAA
Hirsutella rhossiliensis is the source of this 1779-nucleotide messenger RNA. Its product is annotated as sugar transporter domain-containing protein. Gene Ontology annotation, molecular function: carbohydrate:proton symporter activity. The coding region runs from base 1 to 1779 and encodes 592 amino acids. The transcript is spliced from 3 exons. Gene Ontology annotation, biological process: carbohydrate transport; transmembrane transport. Lineage: Eukaryota; Fungi; Ascomycota; Sordariomycetes; Hypocreales; Ophiocordycipitaceae. The record is from RefSeq and is a predicted model, not a curated record. Gene Ontology annotation, cellular component: membrane.